Osmerus eperlanus (European smelt) is the source of this 2661-nucleotide messenger RNA. It is a transcript of the gene foxj1a, whose product is annotated as forkhead box J1a. NCBI's taxonomy places the organism in Eukaryota, Metazoa, Chordata, Actinopteri, Osmeriformes, Osmeridae. Gene Ontology annotation, molecular function: RNA polymerase II cis-regulatory region sequence-specific DNA binding; DNA-binding transcription factor activity, RNA polymerase II-specific. The record is from RefSeq and is a predicted model, not a curated record. Gene Ontology annotation, cellular component: nucleus. Gene Ontology annotation, biological process: regulation of transcription by RNA polymerase II.
UUAAACUGCCCCCCGAGUGAGAAGACUUUAGCCGUGGUCACCGUUAUAAAGACCUGCUUUUGAGACCUUGAAUUGAAGAAGCGCGCAUCGGAGCGCCAAAGGUAUAAUCUUAAGGAUUUUUUUGUCGGCAGUUGGUAACAGGUGCGAGUCCUACAAGGCUCCAGUGCGAUUAAAAAUUCAACAGCUGUCCAUUUGGAAUUUAAGGUCCUAUUUCAGCAUUCUAACACAUAAAAGACUGCAACAAGGGAGGUGAGGGAGAACAGGAAAGAAGAGAGAUAAAGACUCACACUCGCAGGAAGAGGUGUUGCCGGGCCACCAUGCUAUCUCUGAGCUGUGUGGACCCCUGGCCUGAGGGCUCUGUGAGUCUGGAGGAGGAGGUGGUAACCGCUGCAGCCCAGGCAGAACACCUGGACCUCCAGGAUCCUGGAUGUGAACCCUGCCCCCCCAGCCUGGCCUCCCCCAGCUUGGCCCCCUCCUCGGCCCCCAGCCCAGGGGGCUCCCUCUGCCUGGACGACAGCCUCACCAGCCUCCAGUGGCUCCAGGAGUUCUCCAUCCUCAGCGCCAACGGCCCCCGGCCGCCCCCUCUCUCCACCCACCCCCAGCCUCACCUCUUCGGGCACCACCAGCAGCUCCUGGGGCCUGAGGCUCCAUCCUCUCCGCUGGCGGGGGACCCAGCCUCCGGCAUGCCCCUCACCCCCGGCAAGCCCACGGCGGCAGCCUACACUCGGAUGCAGUCCCUCUCAGCUCUCCCUGGCCUGGUGGCCCAUGGCCACUGUCCGGACGAGGUGGACUACAAGACCAACGCUCACAUCAAGCCUCCGUACUCCUACGCCACACUCAUCUGCAUGGCCAUGCAGGCCAGUAAGAAGAGCAAGAUCACGCUGUCCUGCAUCUAUAAGUGGAUCACCGAUAACUUCUGCUACUUCAGACAUGCUGACCCCACAUGGCAGAACUCCAUCCGCCACAACCUGUCACUGAACAAGUGCUUCAUCAAGGUCCCCCGGCAGAAAGACGAGCCGGGGAAGGGGGGCUUCUGGAAGAUCGACCCCCAGUAUGCAGAGCGCCUCCUGAACGGGGCCUACAAGAAGAGGAGGAUGCCGGUCCAGAUCAACCCGGCCCUGCAGAACAGGCUUCAGGGGGCUCCGGCCCAGCCCCAGCCCCAGCCCCGAGGCCCGGGUAGUCCUAUGCUUGGCCAGGGCGGUGGGCUGUGUGUCGACCCAGAGUCCCAGCAGCUCCUGCGGGAGUUCGAGGAAGCCACGGGAGCCGAUCAGAACUGGGACCCCCGCCAGGCGCAUCGGCCCAUGCUGGGGGGGUGGCCCGCGGGCAGGGCCCUCGGAGGAGGAGGGAAGAGGAAGCAGGGCUCCAGGACCGGAGGGGCCAAGGCCCCUCGCCGGUCCAGCUCCCCGCUGCUGUCCCUGGAGGAGCAGAGGGAGCUGGGGCCCCUGAAGGGCAGCUUCGACUGGGACGCCCUGCUGGACUCGGCCCUGAGCGGGGAGCUCAGCCUGGACGGCAUGGAGCCGCUUAGUCCCAUCCCUCUCCAGGACCAGGACCAGGACCAGGACCAGGACCAGGACCAGGACCUGACGGUGAGGGGAACCCACAUCUGCCCCCUGCAGGCCCCGGGCGGAGUAGCGGAGGAGAACCACGUCCUGAUGGAGACCCAGAGGAGGUGCGGAGGAGCGGGAGACUACGAUGAGGAGACCUUCUUGGCCACGGCCUUCCUGCAGAGCCCCUGGCAGGAGGAAGAGGGUCGCACUGACUUCCUGUGCAGCUCUGCGGUGAACCUGGAUCAGCUGUUUGACCUGGGAGACCCCCUGGGAGGAGGGGAUAUCAGCAUUAAGAUCGAGUCUCUCCUCUAGAGGAGAGGUCUCUCUCUCCAACCAGACUGGCUCCAUGAUGUGGUUUUAGCUCCAUACUGGGUGAUACCAAACAUGUCUUCUAUAAUGGACUAAAUUAGCCUUUUUUAUGAACUAGAACAAACCCUCUUUAUGUUCUCAUCUUCAUCAUCAUCAUCAUCAUCAUCAUCUGUGGUCUUCAUGAUUUUAAGAUUUGAGUAUGUUUUUUCUUUUUUUCUUUCCAAGACUUAUAGUCGAUUGUACUGAAGAACCUUUGCAAUGCCUACUGAGCAAAGAUGCCACAAAGAACUAAUCUAACAUAUUUCUCCACAACUACUGGAUUAAACAGAGAGAUAUAUCUCAAAGAUCACAGGAAGUAACAGAGAAAUAGGAACUCUAAAUGGAGUUUAAAAAAAAAAGAUAUAUAUAUAUAUAUAUACAUAUUUACACAUACAAAUAUGUUGUUGGAACCAUUCAAUCAGACAAAGAAGCUUAAUCCAUUAACUCAAGUCUUUGUUUACACUGUGAAGGCAGGUUCAUAGUUCAUCCUCUAAAACAGGGAUCUCGGCAGAAGGACAUGCUACAAUGAUGGAAGAACAGCGGGUGUUCUUCAAGAGUGAUCGUGUCUCGCAGAGAACACCAGAGCAGAAUACAGGAAGCACGGUUCUGUAGGAACCCAGGUGGAACAGGAGAUCUUUCAACCCCAGGCUAGCGGGCGCAGGUUGGACCAGGGGAGGACACGCGAGGACAGACCUGGACUGACGGUGUUUCUCCACCUGCCAGGAUGGAGAAAAGGUGGUGUCACAGCAAGGUGUCUUCCUGAGGU